GCAAUGGCCCAUCAGCUAUCUCUUUGUCCUACAUGCUGGCUGGGAAUCGACCAUACUAUAAUGGGUCUCCACUGUCAAAUGAGUACCUUGCCAGGCGAUUGCGGGAAAAUAUGGGGGUAUCCCUUCUGGAACAAGAUUUGGCCCCACUGUGUGAAAGUCUGGAAGGACGCUCCAACAACCCAGUGGCUCUGUUGUUUGACAGCUUGUUCCACCCCGAGGCAGACUGGGGUGCAGAUAUCCCUUCUGCCCUGGAGUGGAGACAUGAAGCCAUGCACGAGAUCCCUCAUGUUGUGCUGGGAAAAACUAAGCCAGGAGGAACUUGGCAGAAAAUUGAUGGUGGCAUGCAGACGAUCAGCCAGAAUUCCUGGAUGGAGCUUCCAAAUGUUCCAUUCAAAGAAUGGCUUGCUAAAAGAAACAGAGAAAUGCCAGAAAGGAAGUCUCUACUUGGGCGUGCUACAAUUGCCGAUGUGAGAGAAUACUAUGGCGAUUAUGUGAAAACACAACAACUGGAGAAACGUUUCCAAGACUUCCACGUGGUCACUUCAGUCCAACAGGUCUUUCAUGUGCACAGUCGUCUCCAUGUGGACAACGAUAAUGGGGAGGAGGAGCCUUGCUGUCAUAAUGUCAGGAGAAACCACACCCAUUUUUGGGAAGUUCGAGGUUAUCAGGCAGUCUUUGAUGACCUUGGAGAAUCAGUUGGAAGGCAGGAGUUCUGCUACUUAACACCUCAUAUUGUUCUUGCAACUGGUACUUAUGAUAUCCCUAACCGGCUUAAUGUCGAAGGUGAAAGCCUGUCUUUUGUUGUUCAUUGCUUGGGAGAAUUUGAAAAGCAGCUGUCACAAUGUGAAGCUUCUACAACUGCUGAUCCUAUUCUUGUGGUUGGGGCUGGAUUAAGUGCAGCUGAUGCUAUCCUUAUGGCUAUGGAGUCCAACAUACCAGUCAUACAUGCCUUCAGAUGCAAGCCUACAGACCACACACUCAUCUUUUCCAAACUGCCAAAAGCAAUGUACCCCGAGUAUCAUUACAUUCAUUCUCUGAUGAAAGGUCAUGAAGUCAGUGAACUUUACAAACCUCUGCCUCGUCAUUCUGUUAAAGAGCUCAAAGAUAACAAAGUACUACUCAAGUGUCGUCGCCCUGGCACUGUCACAUGGUUUGAUGUUUCAGCUGUGGCAGUUAUGAUUGGCUCCAGAGCUGAUUUAAGCUUCCUGCCAAAAGAGGGUCGUCACUUGGGCAGAGUGCCAGAUUGGCCAGUUGACAGCAAACACAACAUUAUUGAUGUAGAUGCGUAUUCCUACCAGUCAGUUCGAGAGCCUCAAAUGUUUGCAAUGGGGCCUCUUGUUGGGGAUAAUUUUGUCAGAUUCGGGAUAGGUGGUGCUCUGGGAAUUGCUUCUCACUUACACAUGUGUCAAAAGAGUGAGUACAUGUAG
Candidula unifasciata is the source of this 1427-nucleotide messenger RNA. NCBI's taxonomy places the organism in Eukaryota, Metazoa, Mollusca, Gastropoda, Stylommatophora, Geomitridae. The record is from the annotation of a GenBank genome assembly.